AUGGCCGAUAGAAUAGACGCAGCCAGCGGCUAUGCGCCGGUUCUCACGGCGCUGGCCACUAUGCAAAGCAAUGUUGCCAGUAAACAAAAAUCUGAGGCUCAUGAGUUUCUUGAGACAUUCCAAAAAUCGUCUGAAGCAUGGAAUACUACGCACGCCAUUCUACGAGAUACCUCAGCACCGGUCGAAGCGAGAUUGUUCGCUGCCACAACUCUGAAGGGAAAGAUCACCUACGACCUACAUCAACUACCCGAGGAUGCUCUGACGCCGCUCCGUGAUUCACUCCUUUCUUUACUUCAGCUCUAUAUCUCUGGUCCGAGACCGAUCCGAACACAACUUUCUGUAUGCCUUGCACGUUUGGCAAUUCAAUUGACAUCAUGGAAGGACGUUUUAAGCACAGUAGGAUCGGCUGUCGGUACCAGUAGCGAUGGCGGAGAUUGUCUACUCGACUUCCUGCGAAUCCUACCAGAAGAGGUCACAGAAGGCCGCAAAAUCAACCUUUCAGAAGAGGAACUUGCCGAUAGGACCAAGGAACUCCUUGAGGAUAACGCCGCUCAGGUCUUGAAUCUUCUGGUGUCGUACGCACAGUCGUCGACACAAGCAUCUCACAACCCUCGAUUAUAUUCGUGUAUAGCGUCAUGGCUACGAGAAAUCCCAAUCACCGACGUUGUGAAUUCGCCUCUGUUGAACGAAAUCAUCGAGGCCCUUAACGACACUGACUCGUUUGAAGCUGCAGUGGAUUGCCUUUGCGCCAUGUUCAGAGACACGCGAGAUGUCGACGAAUCACAGAGUGUCAUUCGAGUCCUUUAUCCGCGGAUCGUCAAUCUGAGACCGAUGAUAUUACAAGCCGCCUCGAUGGAAGACCACGAUCUCAUGAAAGGCAUUACGAGACUAUUCGCAGAGGCCGGCGAGGCUUGGGUAGUUCUGAUUGCGCGUAUGCCCACAGAAUUCCGAGACAUCGUCGAAUGCGUCCUGGAAUGUUGUAUGCGCGAUCAGGAUCGGGAAGCCAUCUCCGUCACCUUUGUUUUCUGGUUCGAGCUCAAGCAAUGUAUAACCCUGGAAAAGUAUAUGCCAGCUCGAGCAUCGUUGGCAGACCUAUACUCGAAACUGGUGGAUAUCAUGAUCAAGCACCUCGAAUACCCUACGCCUGAAGAUGGAGAUGAACAGGACUUAUUUGAUGGCGACAGAGAGCAGGAAGAUAAAUUCCGGGGCUUCAGACACAACAUGGGCGAUGUUCUGAAGGACUGCUGUGAAGUUAUUGGCGUCACACAGUGCCUUACCAAGGCCUUUGCCCUGAUACAGAGUUGGGGUCAAAAGUACGCCUCUCUAGUUUCGGGCACCAAUGUACCACACUGGCAAGAACUUGAAGCGCCUUUGUUCAGUUUGAGGGCGAUGGGACGGAUGGUCGGCCCCGAGGAAAGCUCGGUGCUUCCUCAAGUCAUACCACUUCUGACCACUGUCCCCGACCACGAGAAGCUAAAAUUUCAAGCAAUCAUGGCGCUGGCUCGCUACACUGAAUGGACAGCUCAGCAUCCCGAGACCCUCGAGGCACAGCUCAAUUAUGUCAUCUCCGGGUUCAGUCACAACUCUCAGGAAGUCGUGCAGGCAGCAGCUUUAGCUUUCAGAUUCCUCGGCAAUGACUGCUCUAAGCUGCUCGGUCAUCAUAUCCCUCAGCUCCAUCAGUUCUACGAAAGUGUCAUCGACAAGCUCAAACCAUCAAGUCAGGAAGAGGUCACUGAAGGGGUUGCGGCAGUUGUGGCCGUGCAACCUGUUGGGAAGAUCUAUGAAAGCCUCAAGAUGUUCUGCGACCCUGUCAUGAACAGAGUGGUUUCUUUUGCAUCACAUGCGAAAGACGAGAGUGCCGAGAAGGUUGUCGCUGACUAUCUAGGAUUGGUAACAAUCUUUUUCGACUGCGUUCAACCUUACGUAUCGCCGUCCGAGGAGAACCCGGCGGUCAAAUAUUGUCAAGAGAUUCUACCGGCGCUCUCCGGCAUCGCGAAGCACUUUACAAGAUCAAUACCGAUUCUGGAACGGGUUUGCAAAUGUUAUCGAACCAUGGUCAUUUCCUACCGAACCGCAACUGCUCCCCUCCUCCCUACGUUAGCCACGAGCAUCGCUGAGGGAUUUCAAGCGUCGAGACAAGGGUGUUUCCUCUGGGCGACGGAUGCCGUGAUCCGGGAGUUUUCAUACGGCGUAGAAUUCGUCGACGAAGCGACCAGUGAGAACGUCUUCCGAUUCUUCGCUCAGCAAUCAACUGUCUUUUUCAAGAUCCUGACAGAACUGCAGCCGGUUGAACUUCCCGAUGUGAUCGAGGACUUCUUCCGGCUUGCUUCUGAUGCUGUUCGGUUCUAUCCCACCAAGACGAUUACUUCAGACCUGGCACUCCCAAUGGUCCAAGCAUCUUUGACAGCUCUGACGCUACAGUCCUUGGAACCGAUCCAAGCGGCAUUGCUAUUCUUGCGAGAUUUUCUGGAUUUCGGCUUUGAGAACCCACCGGUAUCCAACCUGAACGGACCGAACGGAGAGCCUACGGCUGCGAACCCUCUUGAAGUUCGGACCGCCGUGAAGCAAGUCCUCAAUUCUGUUGGACAAGAGCUGGUGCACCGAGUUUUGACAGGCAUGAUGUUCAGCUUUCCAGAGGAUUGCUUUCCCGACGCUUCUGCCAUUCUGCUUACUCUGUUCAACCUGGAACCUCAGGCUGCAGCCCAGUGGGUCCAAGGAACCCUGCAACUCCUACCUGUCGGCACCUUAAAGCCGGCCGAGGCCAACAAACUGAUGAAAGGUAUCAGCGACAAACUCCAACAGAACGAGCUGCGGAAAGUGAGGGUACUGCUCCAGGAUUUUACCAAUUCGUACCGACGGAGGAAUGUGGCACCGCGGGAGGGCUUAGGCAGAUUGGAAGCGACGAGAUUCAGAUUUAGCGGAUGA
Messenger RNA from Capronia epimyces CBS 606.96, 2925 nucleotides. RefSeq lists its product as uncharacterized. Gene Ontology annotation, biological process: protein import into nucleus. Bases 1 to 2925 code for a protein of 974 amino acids. The record is from RefSeq and is a predicted model, not a curated record. The transcript is spliced from 5 exons. Gene Ontology annotation, cellular component: cytoplasm; nuclear membrane. NCBI's taxonomy places the organism in Eukaryota, Fungi, Ascomycota, Eurotiomycetes, Chaetothyriales, Herpotrichiellaceae. Gene Ontology annotation, molecular function: small GTPase binding.